ACCAGUGAAAGUUUUGGGGAUGUGCAACAGCUGAGAGAAGCAGAGAUUCACAUUUCGGAGGAGUAUUCUACUGUGAAAUUUACACUCGCAGCAAAAGCCAUAAAAACCGUCUGAGCCAAAUCAUUAUGCUGGCCCUCUGGUUUGUAUCAUUUGUACUAUUGUGUGCAUGGAGUCACAGCUACGCACAGUAUGAGCACUUGGGUUACCCUCCGGGCUACCAGGACUCUUCCCAGGAUCUUUACAGUGCUCCAGAGCUUCCUGCAGAUACACCCAGGAUACAGCUACGUCUGGCAGGAGAGAAACGGAAGCACAAUGAAGGGCGCGUUGAGGUCUUCUAUGGUGGGGAAUGGGGGACUGUGUGUGAUGAUGAUUUCACCAUUCACGCAGCUCAAGUUGUAUGCAGAGAACUGGGUUAUUUUGAAGCAGUCUACUGGUUUCCAUCAUCUAAAUAUGGGAAGGGAGAAGGCCGUAUCUGGUUUGACAAUGUCCACUGCACGGGGAAGGAGAGGAGUUUGGCUCAGUGUGAGUCUAAUGGCAUAGGUGUGUCUGAUUGCAAGCAUACUGAGGAUGUCGGGGUGGUUUGCAGUGACAAGAGAAUCCCAGGAUUCAAGUUUGUUAACACCCUAACCAACAACAUCAAUAGUCUGAACAUUCAGGUGGAGGAUGUUCGUAUUCGCCCCAUCCUGUCAUCAUAUCGUAAGCGCAUCCCAGUGACAGAGGGCUACGUGGAGGUGAAGGAUGGAGGCAAAUGGAAGCAGAUCUGUGAUGAUGACUGGACUCAGAUGAACAGCAGGGUCAUCUGCGGCAUGUUCGGCUUUCCAGGAGACAAGAGAUACAAUACCCGUGUGUACAAGAUGUUUGCCCGCAGGAGAAAGCCAACUUACUGGGAUUACUCCAUAAAUUGCACCGGAAAUGAAGCUCAUUUGUCUAGCUGUAAGCUGGGCCACACACUCACCAUCAAAGCCAAUAGCACGUGUGAGCAGGGCACUCCUGUGGUAGUCAGCUGCGUCCCUGGCAGAGCUUUCGCCCCGACUCCCAUGUCAGGAUACAGGAAGGCCUUCAGACAGGAGCAACCCCUGGUGCGUCUCAGAGGUGGUGCUGUAGUUGGAGAGGGGCGUGUGGAGGUGUUGAAGAAUGGAGAAUGGGGCACGAUCUGUGAUGACAACUGGAAUCUCGUAGCAGCUACUGUGGUGUGUCGUGAGCUUGGAUUUGGGAGUGCCAAAGAGGCGCUUUCUGGAGGUCAGCUUGGACAAGGAAUGGGCCCUGUACAUAUGAAUGAGGUGCAAUGUUCUGGCUUUGAGAAGUCUGUCACUGAGUGCCCCUUCAAUAUGGAUAAAGACUCUGAAGGCUGCAGUCACGAGGAGGACGCAGGCGUGAGGUGCAAUGUUCCUGCCAUGGGCUUCCAACAGAGGCUGCGGUUGAGUGGUGGGCAUAACCCCUUUGAAGGACGCGUUGAGGUUCUUAUGGAGCGCAACGGUUCUCUGGUGUGGGGGACUGUGUGCGGUGAGGGCUGGGGCACUAUGGAGGCCAUGGUGGUCUGCAGACAGCUGGGCCUGGGCUUUGCAAGCAGUGCUUUCCAGGAGACAUGGUACUGGCCUGGUUCAGUGAAUGCAGAUGCAGUGGUUAUGAGUGGGGUAAGGUGUGCUGGAACAGAGAUGUCUCUCUCCCACUGUCUACAUCAUGGAGAAUAUCUUAGCUGCCCUAAAGGUGGAGGACGCUUUGCUGCUGGUGUUUCCUGCUCUGAGACUGCCCCAGAUCUGGUGCUCAACCCCCAGGUGGUGGAACAGACCACAUACUUAGAGGACCGACCUAUGAUCAUGUUACAGUGUGCCUAUGAGGAGAACUGCCUGGGCUCAACCUCAGGUGCCACCCCAGCCAACUCCUAUCGCCGACUCCUUCGCUUCUCCUCCCAGAUUCACAACAAUGGACAAUCUGACUUCAGACCCAAAGCCUCCAGAGAGACCUGGGUUUGGCAUGACUGCCACAGGCACUAUCAUAGUAUGGAAGUGUUCACCCACUAUGACCUACUUAGCAACAAUGGCACCAAGGUGGCAGAGGGACACAAAGCAAGUUUCUGUCUGGAGGACUCAGAAUGUGAUGAAGGAAUUGAAAAGAGAUUUGAGUGUGCAAACUUUGGUGAGCAGGGGAUCACAGUGGGCUGCUGGGAUACAUACAGACAUGAUAUUGACUGCCAGUGGGUGGACAUUACAGAUGUUAAACCAGGAGACUACAUAUUCCAAAUUGUAAUUAACCCCAAUUAUGAGGUUGCUGAGUCGGAUUACACCAAUAACAUUGUCAAAUGCAGAUGUCGAUAUGAUGGUCAUCGUAUAUGGAUGUAUAAUUGCCAUAUAGGGGGCUCCUUUAGUGCCGAGACAGAAGACACUUUCCCUGGCCUGAUCAACAACCAGGUGACCCAUAGGUAAAAGAGAGGUGAUAAAGAACGUCUAGAAACCCCGGCCAACCAGUAAGAUUAUCAAGAGCCAUGAACCACUACACCUCUCUAGAGGACUUUUCAUCUCUCAGUAAUUUCAUGGUACUUGUUCAACUAUGCUCAGUGUCACAACAUUCCUCUACUGUAUUACAGUACUGAACUCUACUGAACAUCACUAUUUCAAAAGAAAUUCAAUAGACCAUCUGACCACUGAGCCAGCAGCAAUACUGAAACCUAAUUCUUUCUCUGUUUGCUGCUGGUUUUGAAGAUGAAACUGUGGAUAACUCUCAAGUGAGCUCACUUCAGACAUGUAAGGACCUCUGGUGCACUUUUUAACUUCUAAAAAGGAUCUUUGGUUUAGGUCUUUUUGUAAGCGUUUUGGACAAGGUAAGAGGAGUUUCCUCAGAUGAGUCUUCUGACAGAAUAUAACAUAAAUCUACAAAAAAAUAAAGGCCUGAAGAGACCAUUUUCUUUCCUUUUUAGUGACACGCAUUUCAGGUAUAUACUUUGGCAUUUUGAAAAACAAGCUGAUUACUUCUGCUUAUAUAAUUGGUUAUAAUUUAAGUGUCUUAUGGGUUUGUAGAGGAAACAACUGAUACAACUGAAGAAAGGUAUGAUGAGACCAAUAAUAUUUUCUACCAAAGUCCUUUUUUAUCACUAUUUUUAGAAAUUAUAUUAUAUAAGGCAUUUUAAUGUAUGAAUACUUUAAAUAUUGCCACUAGCCCUAAGCAUUCUAAUUCAGAUUAGAAGUUCAUAAACACUGUUUAAAGGGUUAGUUCACCCAAAAAUGAAAAUUCUGUCAGUUACUCACCCUCAUGUUGUUCCAAACC
Messenger RNA from Pimephales promelas (fathead minnow), 3261 nucleotides. It is a transcript of the gene loxl2b, whose product is annotated as lysyl oxidase-like 2b. Gene Ontology annotation, biological process: collagen fibril organization; peptidyl-lysine oxidation; sprouting angiogenesis. Gene Ontology annotation, molecular function: protein-lysine 6-oxidase activity; copper ion binding. Lineage: Eukaryota; Metazoa; Chordata; Actinopteri; Cypriniformes; Leuciscidae. Gene Ontology annotation, cellular component: membrane. The record is from RefSeq and is a predicted model, not a curated record.